AUGACAAGGGUGCUGUUCAUGUCUUUGGUCAGCUUCCUCAUUGCCAUAAAUCAGGCCAGCCUCAUCAAUCGCUGCGACUUGGCCAGGGUGCUGCGCAAGGAGGACUUGGAUGGGUUUGAGGGCUACUCCUUGAAUGACUGGCUAUGUCUGGCUUUUGUGGAAAGCAGAUUCAACAUAUCGAAGGUAAAUGAAAACGCAGACGGCAGCUUCGACUAUGGCAUCUUCCAGAUCAACAGCCAUUACUGGUGCAACGAUUACCGGAGUCACUCAGAAAACAUUUGCCAUGAGGACUGUCAAGACAUACUGAGCCCCAAUCUUCUCUCAGCCAUCAGCUGUGCAAAAAGGAUUGUGUCUGGAGCAGGGGGGAUGAAGAACUGGGUAGCAUGGAGGUUGCACUGUGCAGGCCGGCCACUCUCCUACUGGAUGACAGGAUGUUUCUUGGGAUGA
This is a messenger RNA of Nyctereutes procyonoides (raccoon dog), 447 nucleotides long. RefSeq names its product lysozyme like 6 (gene LYZL6). The transcript is spliced from 4 exons. The record is from RefSeq and is a predicted model, not a curated record. Gene Ontology annotation, biological process: fusion of sperm to egg plasma membrane involved in single fertilization. NCBI's taxonomy places the organism in Eukaryota, Metazoa, Chordata, Mammalia, Carnivora, Canidae. Gene Ontology annotation, cellular component: acrosomal vesicle; sperm flagellum. Gene Ontology annotation, molecular function: lysozyme activity. The coding region runs from base 1 to 447 and encodes 148 amino acids.